This is a messenger RNA of Myripristis murdjan (pinecone soldierfish), 2987 nucleotides long. RefSeq names its product interleukin 12 receptor, beta 2a (gene il12rb2). Lineage: Eukaryota; Metazoa; Chordata; Actinopteri; Holocentriformes; Holocentridae. Gene Ontology annotation, molecular function: protein binding; cytokine receptor activity. Gene Ontology annotation, cellular component: membrane. The transcript has 16 exons. The coding region runs from base 154 to 2550 and encodes 798 amino acids. The record is from RefSeq and is a predicted model, not a curated record.
CUACGUGAAGACGUCUGGAACGGGUCUGGGAUUAUGGGCUAAAUUACAGAAAGUGCGGGACACAAGAGAGAUUAACAUGUUUCUGGGAUUUCAUGAAAAUGUAGCAGCUCUGGGGCCAUGUGAGAAACGCAGAAAGGCAGUUACGGAUGACUCAUGGCUACAAUACCUCAAACAUGGUCCGUCCUCACUGUCAUCACUGUACUGGCUGUACAGUUUUGUUUUGGUGACAAAUCAUGUGUCAUAUGGUCCAGCUCUGGCUCUGACGUCCUCCAAGGGUCCAGUUUUGAGGUGUAUUGCACCUUUACAUGCAAUUGCAAGGGAUCCAUGUACGCAGACAAUGUGGGCAAGCCGCAGGAGCACCGAAAAUUCAAUUCAACAACUCUGUAUCUUAAUGUGAGAAACAUUACAGAGCGCAGGACCUUCAGCUGUCAGUGUAAUGACUGUCGAUCAAAUCUAGACCCCUGUGGACUCGACAUCUUCCCCGGAUAUCCACCAGAUAUGCCCCAAAACAUAACCUGCUUCCAGAAUGUCAUAAAUGGUGAAAAAGAAGAUGUGGUCUGUACGUGGAAUACAGGAAGGAAUACUCAGCUCGACACCGUGUCAGAGCUGUGUGUGAGAACUACAUCUGGAAACCACACAGACGGGCCGUUCUCCUGCAACAACUCCACAAAGGGACCCGACUUGUCUGUAAGGUUCCCGGUGUCCGCCUCCGUCCAGACGAUCUCUGUGAAGGUCCAGACUCACAACAAGCUGGGCACAGCAGAGUCCCCCACCUUCAGCUACACACUCCAUGACAUCAUGAUCCCUCCACCUCCUGUCCUUAUGCAAGCUGAGUGCUCCUCCCAGGCCUGCAAGGUCACGGUGGGACAGAGGACUAAACACCUGGAGAUCCAAUACAGCACAUCACAGCAGACAUGGACAAGCCAUCCAGAAUCUGGUGUGCAGAUUGGUUCGGUGUGGAUCCAGUCCAUCUCCUCUCUUCAGCCUUACACGUUGUACCACUUCAGAGCCAGAACCAAACUGAGCACUGGGCUGUGGAGUCAAUGGAGCACACAGAUCUCAAACUGGACUCAAGAGGAAGCUCCUGACAAAGAGCUGGAUGUGUGGUAUGCUGAUUCCCCUGAAUCCAACUGCAUGACAGUUUACUGGAAGAGGCUGAACGACUCCAACGCCAGAGGGAAGAUUGUAGACUACAGGGUCAAAGGCCACAACCUCAAGACAGACCGGACCUUUGCCUAUGACGUCAGUGCUAAUGUCAGUCAUUACUCAGUGCCGUGCUGUGGCAGCUGUGAGGUGACUGUGUUUGUGCGCAACUCCAAAGGCCUGUCCCCUCCUGCCAUCCUCCCCAGCUUCCACAAAACAGCUGAGCCUCCUCAGGAUGUGCACGUGACUGUAGACAACCACAGUGUCAUCAUCUCCUGGAGAAAGCCUGUAACUGCGUUUGCACCCACUGCAUAUCUGGUGGAGUGGCACCCAGAAGACCGGAGGGUAGAGGAGCUGCAGUGGGUCAGGCUGGGCAGGAAUGAGAACCAAGCAGUCAUCACAGACAUGAAGCCAUACGAGUGCUAUGAGGGAGCCGUGUACGUCCUUUAUGAGAGCUCAGUGGGCAGGGCCAGGUUUACAGGUGUCAGCACCAUGGAGUCAGCUCCAACAGGGGGUCCAUCUGUCAAAGAGCAGGUUGAGGGGAACAAAGUGACACUGACCUGGACAAAGCUCCCGAGGGAACAACGCAGAGGAUGUAUCAGCAAUUACACCAUCCAUUUAAAAACUCAAGACUCCCUGCUGUCUUACCAUAUACCUCCAUCAGAGACGAUGUACAUCAUCAAGCACCUUCCCCCAGCUUCCUACUGGCUGCAAAUGUCGGCUUGGACUUCACAUGGAGAAGGACCUGCUGGUCGAGGGGUCAAAUUCUUCAUCGAACAGGAGAGCCAAGCGUUCAUCAUAGGAAUGUGCAUAAUCAUCUUCAGCGCCCUCUUUCUUCUUGUGUGUGUCUGCCAAUUCUCAGCAGUACAGCGAAGGUUCUGGAUGGUUUUCCGCUGCCUCAUGCUUGAUGUUAUACCUGAUCCUGCCAACAGCAAGUGGGCACAAGAAUGUGCCAAAGAAAAGCAGGGCAAGAUGAACUUCCCGCUCCAGCUGAGUAACUCAUGUGGAACAGAGGAGGAAGAUGAGCCCGUUACCGUGGAUGUUGAGGAGCUGCAUGAGGAGGACUUCACGCCUGCCUCCGACGUCUCCUCACAGCUCUGUCCCCAGACCAGCCUGAGCCCUACCACAGAGACAGACACGCUGCUGUAUCCUCACACCUCGUACAUCAAGAGCUUCUCCCACGACUCGGACAGCUCUGACCAAACCCAGACCUCUCUGGAAACAAACACGACUCUUGACUAUAUCGCAGCACACUGGGCAGAAGACGAGGAGUGCGAGGAGGAUGAGAUAGAAUCUACGGAAAUGUUUGAUUUCUUCCCCAGCCCGAUGGACGCGCUGAUGUUUAAGGGUCAGCUGACACUGGAUACUGUCAAAAUUGACUGCAGUGGCCUGUUUGAGAACGGUUAAAAACCAUAAACACUUGGAGAAAUGAGGCUGAGACACAACUGAAGAAACUGCUAAAUGAAACAAUGACUGGAGCUGGCCCCUUUUCCAGUCAAGGUGUUCACAAACUCCUUUGGUGGUUAAGUCAUCAUCACCGAAUGACUCUGUGUGGUUAACUUUUUUUUUUCUAUUGCACUGUCUUGCCCUUUCGAUCAAGCACCUGCAAGGACACCUGACGUGCAGGAACUACCUCGUUGCUUUCCACAUUGAAAAAGACUUCCACAACGUGUAUGGACAACACCCCUUGUACAGUUUCCCACAACUGUUAUGCCGUAAUAGUUUGUGAUUCAAAAUGUACUUUAAUACACUUUUUCCUUGUCAUGCAUUACCAGUUUUUAACUAAAGAACACUGUUUCAUACACUGAUACUGAAAUCAAAAUAAACGCAAUACAGACUGCAGA